AUGCGAAUUCCAGGGUUGAGAAGUGGAUAUGAUAGAGUUCCAGACCAAGAAGCUCAGGAACCUGUCCAGAAUGAGCCUGAAAUGAGUCAAGAUUCUUUACCCUUAGAUCCACCAGAAUAUGACUAUACAUUCGAUACAGAACCAUCAGAAGAGCCAGAUAAUGCUAUGGAACAGAUGGAAUAUGAGGAUGAUUCGACACUUCAAGAUUCCGUCGGCAAAAUACAGAGAUUUAGGGACAGUUUUAGUAAUAACAUAGUCAUACCUGUGAGGGAGAAGAUUAUGGAUCCACUAGCACAGAUAAUUAGCAUGGUUUCCGAGAAAAUAGACUACUAUCUAAAUAAAGUCGGAAAUCCUUUGAUCUUAAGGCGGUUUUUCUACAUCGUACUUAUGUCUAUCAUUGCGUAUAUGAUUAUGGUUAGCGGAUUAUUGCCCACUGAACUGAGUUUAGGGAGUAGAGGAAUGUUUUCGGACUAUCAAGUAUUAAUGGAUUACGCAAAAGAUUCUGUGGACUUAUCUAAGUUUGAAAGGGAUGUGGAAUAUAUCAGUAGCAUGCCGCACAUGUCAGGUACCAAAGGUGACACUGCAGUGAGAAACUACAUUUUGGAAUCUUUUACCAACAAUGGUAUUAGAUUAAUAAGAGAAUCUAAUUAUAAUGGAUACUCUAACUAUCCGAGCGAAGUUUCGUUAAAGGCAGUGCACAAUGGUCAAGAGGUGAUCAUUAAUGUAAACCAAGAGAAUUUCAACCCACUAAGCAAAGAUGGUGAGUUGAACGGUGUAAAUUUGAUCUUUGCUAAUAAAGGUUCAUUACAAGACUUGGAAAAUUUAAGACAAAACGGUCUUUUAAAUGGCGAAUUUAUUUUAUUGGAACAUUACGGUAGUGUAGUUAGUGAACAAGUAUUAGCGGCUGAAAAAUACGGUGCUAAGGGAAUCUUAUUCAUUACAGCAGAACAAGAUGGUAAUGGUGAUGUAGUGCAGGACAGGUCAGUAGGGAAACCACAGGUUUGGCCAGGUGACGCAUUGACCCCUGGCUGGCCCGGUAAUAGUUUCCAGAGUAUAGAUCCAAAAUUUGCUACUGGUCUUCCGCAUAUUCCUACAAUGCCACUUUCAUGGAACCAAGCUUCCAUACUAUUAAAUCUUUUAUCAAAGAGUGGUGUACAAUUUGAUGAUUCAAGCUUCAGUGGUCAACCAGGUGAAGCUCUUAUAAACAUGAAAGUUAAGACUACGGUUAGAGAAAGACAUCCGGUAAAUAAUUUACUGGGUAAGAUCGAAGGCGGUGAACAAAAUGAUAAAGCAAUUAUAAUUGCAGCAUCUAGAACAAGUGUCUUUAAGGGAACCUCCUAUCCAUCAUAUGGCACUGCAAUGCUGUUAUCUAUUCUUCAAUUAUUCCAAGAGCUAAAAUAUAAAUUCGACUGGAAGCCAUUGAGAAACGUUUAUUUCGCAUCAUAUGGUGGUAAUGAAUUCAAUUUAGCAGGGGCAACCGAAUUAUUAGAGGAGAAUGCUGGGCCUUUGAAGGACGAAAUCUAUUCUGUUAUUGAUUUGAGUCAAUUAACAAUCCCCACCGGUGAGAGAAAAUUGGACAUACAAUCACAUCCGCUUUUACAAGAAUUUUUCGAAAAUGAAGAGAAUAGGUUUGGGUACAAUGUUAAUGUGAGGGACGUCCAAGAAUACGGGGACUGGAUUCCAUUGAUGGCAAAUGGUGUACCUGUAUCCGUAAUUUCUUCACCAGAUUUCUUAGAGGGCAAACCACCACUUUUAACAUCUGCAGACGAUUUCGAAAAGAUUAAGGAUAUACUACACGACGAUAAUCAACGUCAAGCGGUUUCUGACCUAUUACUAUUUUUAUUCCAAUCCGCUCUCAAACUAGCUGAUAAUCCAUCGAUUCCCUUCAGUGUAAUGAGAUACGUCCAUGUGGUGGACAGUGCUAUACAGGAGCUAGGAAACAAUUAUCCGGGACACCUGAAUUGCCAGGAAGUGGUUAAUUCGCUUUUAUUAUGGAAAAAAAUAGGUGAAGAAUGGGCAGCUUGGUCAAAAAGUUGGGAUAAUGUCGUCAUGGUGAGAGACGAAGGUAUUGAACCUUCAUUGCUUUCAGUUCACAGGUGGACUUGGAAUAAAAAGCUAGCCAACAUCGGUAGAAGACAAUGUAAAAACGAAGGUUUACCCAAUAGGGCUUUCUACAAAAACGUUCUAUUUGGCCCCGCUUAUUGGACGCAAGCCGUCAAGGGAGACCCAUGGAUUUUCCCAUCUGUAAAGGAUGCUAUCGUAGAUGAGGAUUGGAACCGUGCUCAAAGUGAAUUGAAUAGCGUGGCCCAGAUCUUGCAACAAUCAGCAGCUCUAUUCCUGGAAGAGACUAAUGACAUUUAA
This is a messenger RNA of Zygosaccharomyces rouxii, 2361 nucleotides long. RefSeq lists its product as uncharacterized. The coding region runs from base 1 to 2361 and encodes 786 amino acids. Gene Ontology annotation, molecular function: carboxypeptidase activity. NCBI's taxonomy places the organism in Eukaryota, Fungi, Ascomycota, Saccharomycetes, Saccharomycetales, Saccharomycetaceae. The record is from RefSeq and is a predicted model, not a curated record. The transcript has a single exon.